This is a messenger RNA of Micropterus dolomieu (smallmouth bass), 2783 nucleotides long. RefSeq names its product protein diaphanous homolog 3-like. Gene Ontology annotation, biological process: actin filament polymerization; actin cytoskeleton organization. Gene Ontology annotation, molecular function: microtubule binding; actin binding; small GTPase binding. Gene Ontology annotation, cellular component: actin filament; cytoplasm. The transcript is spliced from 19 exons. The coding region runs from base 444 to 2618 and encodes 724 amino acids. Lineage: Eukaryota; Metazoa; Chordata; Actinopteri; Centrarchiformes; Centrarchidae. The record is from RefSeq and is a predicted model, not a curated record.
CACGCGGAGCUGACAUACUCAUUGCGCGGGUCUGUCAAAAAAUAUGUUCACCAUAAAUUUAUCUAGCCAACGCUUCAGCUGCUGCUGUUUGGUAUAGCUUUCAGUUAAUAGCCGGAUAAAGUUUGUCAAUGGAGAAAAAACGUUAACUUGUAUGCUGCAUUCAUUUUGUUUACGGAAAUUCAAGCGUUACGUGACAGUCCAUAAAUUGGAUUAGCGCUAAGUACCGGUGAAUGAUAGUUUAGCAAACUUGCUAGCUAACGUUAGCUAAAAGGACUGGGAGUGAAGUUUGCGGUCGUUAGCUGUCCGGCUAAUUCAAUACGCGAAUGGUAAUGUACUAGACAAUUCCGAAUGUCUCCUCCAUUUUAGCGACGGUGUGUUCUAACACUACAAGGUCAACGUCUUUAGUAGCUAUCCGCUCGUGUAAAAGUCAUUAGGUUAACAACAUGGAUAGUUCCAGUCAGCGGUUUGAAUCUACUACCGGACGCGACAGUAAACUUCAAAAGAAGAAGGGUUCUUCCCAAAACAGCACAUCAUGUUACGAUGAAGGAGACCGCAAACCAAAGUUUCACUUACCCUUUAGAAACAUCACAGAUGAUGUGCUUGACAGGUUCGCCAGUAUUCGGAUUCCGGGUAGUAAAAAGGAGCGCCCCCCCCUGUCACAUUCUAAACACAAUACUAAUGAUCGGUCCAUUUCCUCAUCAUCCACCUCACAUCACUUUGAGGAGCUUUCAUCAAAGAUCACCUCGGAAAAAGAGAUCUUGGCUCUGUUUGAAAAGAUGAUGGAGGACAUGAACUUGAGUGAGGAAAAAAAGACCCCUUUAAGAGACAAGGACCUCAACACAAAGAGAGAAAUGGUCCUUCAGUAUGUUUUUACUGCCUCUAAAACUGGUAGCUUGAGAAGCAGCCAUCAGAUAUCUCCCCAGGAAUUCUUGGGAGAGCUGAAGUCAGGGGUGAUGGACGAACGUCUGUUUGCCUGUCUAGACUCAUUGCGUGUGUCCCUUACCAGCAACCCUGUCAGUUGGGUGCAGAGCUUUGGUCAUGAGGGUCUUGGACUGCUGCUGGAGAUUUUGGAAAGGUUGCUGUUCAAGAAACAGCAAGAGAAGAUUGACAAAAAGAACCAACAUAAAGUUGUCCAAUGUCUUAAAGCCUUCAUGAACAAUAAGUAUGGCUUGGAUCGAAUCCUUGGGGAGGAGAAAAGUCUUUCGUUACUGGCAAGAGCUAUUGAUCCCACCCAGUCUGCCAUGAUGACUGACGUGGUAAAGCUGCUGUCAGCCAUCUGCAUUGUGGGCGAAGAGAACACUCUGGAAAAGGUCCUUGAAGCCAUCACCACAGCAGGGGAAUGGCGAGCCAUCGAGAGGUUCAGUCCCAUUGUGCAGGGACUACGAGAUCGCUCGGUUCAAUUACAAGUGGCAUGCAUGCAGCUCAUCAAUGCACUAGUAACAUCGCCUGAUGAGCUGGACUUCAGGCUGCACAUCAGAAAUGAAUUUAUGCGCUGUGGCCUGAAAGAGAUAUUGCCGCAACUGACAACCAUCAGGAAUGAGGCCCUUGACAUUCAGCUGAAGGUAUUUGAAGAGCACAAAGAAGAGGACAUGAUAGAGUUCUCUCAUAGGCUGGAGGACAUCAAGAGUGAACUUGAUGAUGUGGGGGAUGUAUUCAGUAUUGUGCAGAGCAUGGUGAAGGACAGCACUGCAGAGCCCUAUUUCCUCUCCAUAAUGCAGCACCUGAUGCUUAUACGCAACGACUACUUGGUCAGGCCCCAGUACUUUAAGGUCAUUGAGGAGUGUGUGUCUCAAAUUGUCCUGCACCGUAGUGGCACAGACCCAGACUUCAGUUACCGCAAGCGCCUAGAUGUGGAUUUCAGCCACCUCUUAGAGGUGUGUGUAGAUAAAGCCCGAACUGAUGAGUAUGAACAAAGAGCUUCAGAACUGGCACAGAAGUUUGAUGAGGAGUUUCUAAGCAGACAGGAGGCACAAGCUCAGCUGGUUAAGUGUGAAGAAAAAAUAGCUGAACUCCAAGCAGAGCUGCAGGCCUUCAGGUCCCAGUUUGGAGCUGUACCUGUGGGUCUGUCUUCUGCCCAUGUUGGACAAGCGUCAUCUUCCUCAGGAUUCCCAUCUGGGCCUCCACCCCCUGCUCCGGCCCCUGGGGUCCCAGCUCCCCCUCCUCCUCCCCCUCCGCCUCCUUUACCUGGCUGUCCUGCUCCACUUCCUCCAACUGGAGUGCCUCCACCAUUUGGUGCUCCCCCUCCACCCCCUCCAGGGUUUGGGGGUGGUUUAGGCUCCCCCACCCACCAUGCGCUGCCUUAUGGCCUCAGGCCUAAGAAGGAAUUCAAGCCUGAGACCUCCAUGAAGCGCCUCAACUGGUCCAAGAUUCGUCCCCAGGAAAUGUCAGAGGGCUGUUUCUGGGUGCUGGCUGAUGAAAACCAAUAUAUGAAACCAGAAUUACUCAGCAGAGUUGCUCUCACUUUUUCUUCUCAAAGAACAGGUUCUAACAACUUAUGGACAAGAUCAGUUCCUGUUAUUGACUCUGACAAAAUAACCCUUAAUUAUCGGGCCUGCACAGUGCAGCAAUCGAUUUUGCCAGCAAAUUGCUUUUCAAGUUCAUCAGAGGAAGUCAGAUAAAAAAAAGUAGUCCCACUCAAAUUCAGUUGUACCAUGUAUUCAGCACUUAAAAGUUACUGAGUCUUGGAACAGAAGACAGAAUUAGUUCAGUGAUAUUUGCAUGACUGUGGUAGGAAAGCCAUGCGAGUGAAUAAGAGAGCCAAGUGACUUGGUGUAAAGAGAAAA